CGAUUUUUCGACGACAUUGUUUUCAAAAAUCAAGAAAGUCGUAGAAGAGUUACACGAUAAUUUACGUAAUUGAAUGUGUAGUUAAAAUAAGUAUGUGAUUGUAUCGGCCUGCUAUCCCGAUAACGAGACAAUGGAUAGCGGGGACAGGAUCUUGGUGGCCGCAGGGCUGACCGCCGCUGUGGUGGUGGGUGCGUUCGUGCUAUGGGGCCCGGGGGGUGCUCCGAAGAUGCGGAAGCGGCGCGGGCAGAUCGCGGGGCUCCAGAACCUGGGCCGGACGUGCUUCCUGAACACGCUGCUGCAGGCGCUGGCGGCCUGUCCGCUCUUCAUCGACUGGCUGAAGAAGUACGCGAAGGCCGACAGCCACAACAGCAUGAUUACCACGCUCUACACAGUCAUUGAAGUUGUAAACGGCACUCACGAGGCAGCCCGCGGCACACCAGUCUGCCCGCUGGGUGUACUCCAAGCCCUCCGGGCUGCCGGCUGGGUGGUGCCGGCCGACCAGCAGGACGCACAUGAGUUGCUGCACGUGCUGCUCUCUUGCAUUGAGGAGGAGACUAUAGCCAUGUCCAAGAAGCCCGGUUGCCUCUCGGACGCGCUCGGGCUCGGCGGCGGGCGCGCGUGGUCGGCGCUGGCGUCGCCCGCGUCGCCACCCGCCGCGGGGCUGGGCGGCGCGCGCGCCGACUCCACGCCGCCCACGCCCAGCACCCUGGCUAUGCGGCCGCAGUCUGCAGCUGCUGGGGACGAGCCUGGCCUAGUGGACCCGGAGCCAGAGGAGGCGCCACCUCCCCGGCGGCUCGCUAAAGGCGUGUCGCGCUCGUUCUGCCACCUCAGCUCCGUGGGGCGGCGCUGGGUGCCCGCCGCGCCCGCCCGCCCCGCGCCCGCGCCGCCCUUCAGGGGAACCCUCGCCUCCCGGCUGCAGUGCACCGUGUGCGGCAGCAAGAGCCCGAUCCGGUACGACAAAUUCGACAGCAUCUCGCUGUCCAUGGCGAAUGCAGCCGUUGGCAACACGGGGACCUACAGUCUUGCUGGGCUUCUGCGCGCUUUCACAGCGCCGGAGAUGGUGAAAGGAGUCCGUUGCAACAAGUGCUCGCCAGAUACACCGCUCAAUACGCAGCACAUUCGCACUGUUAAUUUCGGAAAGUUGCCAGCCUGCCUCUGCCUGCACAUCGGCCGCGUGGAGUGGGCGGGCGGAGCCCUGAGCAAGAGGACGGAGCUGGUGGCCUUCCCCGAGACCGUCGCCAUGGCGCCCUACACGCAGGCCCCUCCGCCCGCGACGGACCUAGUCUCCCUGAUGAGCGGCGGUCGCCUCCGCGCAGCAGACCCUGAACAGAGCGAGAGCUCAUCGCGCGCGCUGUACAGGCUAGCGGCUGUAGUCGUGCAUGUAGGAGGCCCCAGGUCCGGACACUUCGCUACGUACCGCCGGGGGAACGGGUUCGAAGCCCGCAGAUGGUGGUACACCUCCGAUACUCUAGUCCACGAGGUGUCUCUCUCGGAAGUCCUCCGCUGCGCAGCCUACAUGCUAUUCUACGAGCGCGCACCCACGCACGCCACUCACGCACACACGCACGGAGCGCACACGCACGCGCCCGGCACGCCCGCGCACGCGCACGCGCAGCCGGCGUCGCUUGACGCGAAUACGCAUCACAUUUGAUUCGACGCCAGCUCCUUGUUCGCGCUGCCUAGGUAUUUAUCUGAUCGGUUGAGAUGUAGGCCGCUUGGGCCGUAUUAAACCAGUGGUUUAUUUUCGGAUUUUAUAAGGAAGGAGAAGUAAUUAUUAGGUUUUACACCAUUGAAGUUGCUUAAAACUCUGGUCCGAACGCGAGCUAGUAAG
Leguminivora glycinivorella is the source of this 1831-nucleotide messenger RNA. It is a transcript of the gene Usp30, whose product is annotated as ubiquitin carboxyl-terminal hydrolase 30 homolog. The coding region runs from base 131 to 1651 and encodes 506 amino acids. NCBI's taxonomy places the organism in Eukaryota, Metazoa, Arthropoda, Insecta, Lepidoptera, Tortricidae. The record is from RefSeq and is a predicted model, not a curated record. The transcript is spliced from 9 exons. Gene Ontology annotation, molecular function: cysteine-type endopeptidase activity; cysteine-type deubiquitinase activity. Gene Ontology annotation, biological process: protein deubiquitination. Gene Ontology annotation, cellular component: nucleus; cytosol.